GGCGCCAGAGCGCCUCCGUCUGUCCUGUAGGUUCAUUCAAUCUCCCAUACACACAGACCGACAGCGCGAGCCCGACACACACUCACACACACUCGAACACACAACCGCACGCAGCGAGGCUCGGGAAGCCAGGUCGCCCGCUCGCCCCAGCGCCUCCUCCGCUCCAGCCAGUCGGUUCUCCCCUGGGGCCCGGAGCUCGGCCCGGCCGCGCAGCCCCAGACGAGGACGAGCUCGGCGGACCCCGGUGCCUCCAUGGGCAAACGCGGGCGGCCGCGCAAGGAGGCGCGCUGCGAGGGCGCGGGGCUGGCCCCCACCGCGCCCCCGGCCGCGCCCCAGCCCCCGGCCCAGCCCGAGGAGCCCGCGGGGGCCAAGCUCAGGUGCCCCUUCUCGGACAUUUUCAACACCAGCGAGAACUCGAUGGAGAAGCACAUCAACACUUUUCUGCAGAACGUGCAGAUUCUGCUCGAGGCCGCCAGCUACCUGGAGCAGAUCGAGAAAGAAAACAAAAAGUGUGAACAUGGCUACGCCUCGACUUUCCCCUCCAUGCCAAGCCCCCGGCUGCAGCAUUCAAAGCCCCCACGGAGGUUGAACCGGGCACAGAAACACAGCAGCGGGAGCAGCAACACCAGCACUGCCAACAGGUCUACACACAAUGAGCUGGAGAAGAAUCGACGAGCUCAUCUGCGCCUGUGUUUAGAACGCUUAAAAGUUCUGAUUCCACUAGGACCAGACUGUACCAGGCACACAACACUUGGUUUGCUUAACAAAGCCAAAGCACAUAUCAAGAAACUUGAAGAAGCUGAAAGAAAGAGCCAACACCAGCUAGAGAACUUGGAACGAGAACAGAGAUUUUUAAAGCGGAGGCUAGAACAGCUGCAGGGUCCCCAGGAGAUGGAACGAAUACGAAUGGACAGCAUCGGAUCCACUGUUUCUUCAGAUCGUUCUGAUUCAGAGCGAGAGGAGAUUGAAGUGGAUGUUGAAAGCACAGAGUUCUCCCAUGGAGAAGUGGACAAUAUCAGCACCACCAGCAUCAGUGACAUUGAUGACCACAGCAGCCUGCAGAGUAUUGGGAGUGACGAGGGUUACUCCAGUGCCAGUGUCAAACUUCCGUUCACUUCCUAGAACCCAGCAUGAUAGAACAGUGCAGGGAAAAAUAUUCACUGGGCCAAUUCAAUCCAAACAAUCUCUUAAAUUGGGUUCAUGAUCAGUCUCUUUAAAACUAAACUUAACAAAACUAUACUUGAACAAAAGGGUCAAUAGACCUGUAGUUAAAUACUUAGUAAAAAAGUGGGGCCGAGCCUCCCCAGCAGAACAAAUAUUCAUAUUUGAAAAUCAUAGUUUCUAAUGGCAGCAGAGAACUUGUGAGACUUUUCUUGAUUUAGUUUAUUUGAAAGAGGACAUUGGCUGUUUUAUCCUCUUCUUUUCUGGUUUGCUCAUAUUACAAUGAGUAGACACAUUUAAGGUGGGGUUAUAAACCCUUCCUGAGUUUUGUGGUCCUAAAACAAACAAAAUCAACUUAAUAGUGACAAGAUAAUCAGGCACUAAUCUUGGAUAGCUAACGAGCUAUUAAAAACUCAGCCCAGGACAGCUUAUCAUAAAGCCUGUGGAUGUUCAAUUCUAUUUAAGAAGUAAAAAAACAAAACAACAACAAAAAAAACUAAACUCAUUUCAUGCUCUGCAAAAGGAGAGACUCUCAUGAAGCCCUUUGAGAGGGAUCAUCAUGCAGCUCAGCUUUCUGUUGGAUUCCAUGCUAAGCAAGCUAACCUUAUCCUGCAUUGUUAGCACUAGGGCACCCAAGCGCUAGCUCAAACAGUAAGCCACCCCUAGGCCCAUGGGCAUCAUGGAGGCAGUCCGUGCAUGACAGCCUCUACCACAUAGGGCCCAUGAGUUUGGAUUGAGGGGCCAGAUAGAAAAAGCUCCAUGUGCCUGUGUCUGCGUGGGUCAGAAGAGUUGUGCACGCAGAUUAGCAGGCGAAGGUCUGAGCCACAGCAGCAUUUUUAUUUCAGAUUUUGAUAACUGUUUGUAUGUGUUAAAAACCAAAAUGGCAUCUUUUUAAAGCUUGUCCAUAAAACAAAAACAUAGAUGUCUUUUAUAGUGGAAAAACACAUGGGAAAAAAUCAUCUAUUUUGAUGCAGCAUUUGAUAAUGAUAAAACACCUCACACCUCACUCUUUAUAGUGCACAAAAUGAAUGAGGUCUGGGAUAGGUGGGGAAAAAGUUAAAGGUCAAUGCUGUUUUUGUUUUCUUUUAGAAUCAUUACCUUUUACCAGCUUUUAACCAUCUGAUAUUUAUAGUAGAUACUAUCAUAGUUAACAUAGUUAAGUUCAGCACUUGUCUCAUUUUAAUGUAAAGAUUGCUUCCAUUUUCCUAGUCUCCCUCCUUCCUUAAAGUUCCACUGUGCAGGUGCUAUUGUUGCUCUUAUCAAUAUUUUCAGAAAUGUUAGUUUCUUUUAAGUGAAAUUUCUAGCCUGCACUUUGAUGUCAUGUGUUCCUUUUGUCUCAUAUUCCAAGGUUUCCCUGGUCCUUUUCCUUAUUAUUCCUGGCUGUUUGGACUUUGUAUACUUUAAAUAAUUUAACUACCCUUAAUUACUUAAAAAAAAAAAAAGCUUUAUGUUUUUCAUAACUUAUUGCUGAUUUUAAUGGGUUGUUAAUUUCAGUCCUGUAGUUUUAUUUUGUUUAGAUAGGGCUGGGCAAGGAAAAAGAAAAUAAAGACAACCAUAUUUAGCAGUGCAGUUGAGUUGUGUGUAAUACUAGACUAUCCUUUGUAAGUAGCACUUUUAACAGCUUUCACUGCUUCUGUAUAUGAAGUAGACCAUCUUGGUCAUACACAAGGCCUCAGCAUAUACUUACUUGUUCUGUGCUCUUCCUGUGCCUCCAAAAAUAUUUUAUCCUUGAUUGUACUAUGUUUGAGUGGAAGAAAUUCUUUGAAGUAGAUGUGUGUGAAAAACUGCAUGCCUUUAGAAGCCCAUUUUUAGAACUUGGUACUGCAGGUGCUGGGGACUUAAUGAAAAACAUGAUAAAACAAAUUCAUUUCUGCAGCCCAGGUGAAAUAUUUCUAGUUUGACUUAUUCCUGGCUGAGUCAAGAUGUUGCUCUAAACACUUGCUUACUUUUGACUCUCAAAUGAGACGGUUUGAAGACUUUGCUAACUACCAUGGAAAAUAAAUGGAAGUCAGUGAUUAAGCUUCCAUUUUGUUACUCCCAUGGCAUUCACUUGCAUUACUUACUUAGAGCUGGAAUUUGGGACUACAUUCAGGUGAACUUGAGGUGCUGCCAUUUUGCGUAUAUGUACAGAAUGGUGGGCUGGGAAGCCUUUGUCAAAAAAACAAA
Messenger RNA from Erinaceus europaeus (western European hedgehog), 3327 nucleotides. RefSeq names its product MAX interactor 1, dimerization protein (gene MXI1). Gene Ontology annotation, molecular function: RNA polymerase II cis-regulatory region sequence-specific DNA binding; DNA-binding transcription factor activity, RNA polymerase II-specific; protein dimerization activity. The transcript is spliced from 6 exons. Lineage: Eukaryota; Metazoa; Chordata; Mammalia; Eulipotyphla; Erinaceidae. Bases 253 to 1122 code for a protein of 289 amino acids. Gene Ontology annotation, biological process: regulation of transcription by RNA polymerase II. The record is from RefSeq and is a predicted model, not a curated record.